Messenger RNA from Coprinopsis cinerea okayama7#130, 894 nucleotides. Its product is annotated as mitochondrial 54S ribosomal protein YmL6. The record is from RefSeq and is a predicted model, not a curated record. Gene Ontology annotation, molecular function: structural constituent of ribosome. The transcript has 3 exons. The coding region runs from base 1 to 894 and encodes 297 amino acids. Gene Ontology annotation, cellular component: ribosome. Gene Ontology annotation, biological process: translation. NCBI's taxonomy places the organism in Eukaryota, Fungi, Basidiomycota, Agaricomycetes, Agaricales, Psathyrellaceae.
AUGUUGACGAGGAGGCUGGCAGGGGCACUCCCCAAUCUAUUCUUACAGCGGGCUGGCACGUCAGUGGGCAGUGCCUUUGCUCAUUGCUGUCGCGCUCAGUCUACGCUGGCUGAACCUUCGCCAACUUCAAGUGCUGCCCCAAUCAAGAAACCUUUGGUUCUGGAGUUGACUCCCCCGCUCAAGCAGUUCCGCAAUGACCCAAAACCGGAUAAGGACGUAGUCGUGCUCGACCCGACUGUCUUUGACCAUCCAAUACGCCGAGACAUUCUUCACCUAUGCGUCACCCACCACCUCGACUCUCUGCGGCAAGGCUCCGCCAACACCAAAACCCGUAGUGAAGUGAGAGGUUCCGGUAGAAAAAUUCGACCGCAGAAGGGUACUGGUCGUGCCCGUCUUGGUGACGGUCAAUCGCCUAUGCUUGUCGGCGGAGGUAUUGCGUUUGGCCCCAAACCAAGAGACUUCAGCACCAAGCUGCCCCGCAAGGUGAUCCAAAUGGGAAUGCGGGUCGCCCUUAGCGCCAAAGUGAAGGAGCGUCACUUGGGAGUUAUGUCCCGCCUGGACUGGCCCAACGGCAAGACCAAGCAUCUCCAGCAGAAGAUUGACCUUCUUGGGCUACGCAAGACCCUCUUCAUCACUGGCGAAAAUGAAGUAACAACCGGUCUCAAGCGGGCGAUCAACAUGCUGAAGUAUGCUGCUGCCGUCACAGUGGCCGAGGUCAACGUUUACGAGCUCCUGAAGUGGGAGCGAGUUAUUCUGGACCUCAAAGCUGUCGAAUAUUUUGAAACUACCCUCAAGAAGGAAGUCCCCCUCGCAUCUCUACCCGUUGUCGACGUCACACCGGAGCUCCUGCAAACAUCGGAGCAAGCUUCCGCUACCCCUUCUAUUAACGCCUAG